AUGCUGGACUCCUCAAUCGGAGAUUCAUACAUGGGUUCGAUGUUAGAACCAACACAAGAGAGAACUUGCUGCAAGCCCCAAGGGAUUCGAUUCAUAGAAUCCAUAAAGAAAUCUACCCUUUCUUUCAAAACUCACCAAGCCAUUGUCCUAAUUGUGACAUUUCUUGCAUACACAACUUACCAUGCCACUCGAAAAACUACCAGCAUAGUGAAAAAUGCCCUUGAUCCCCAAUCUCCAGAUGUGGAGUUGAAGUACUUCCCAUGGCAAAGAGCUUACUUAAACAAACCAAUUGAAAGCAAGAAGUUUUCAUGGGCUCUCGGUAGUGGCUGGGCGCCAUUUAAUGGUUCUGAUGGCNGAUUCUCAUUAAUAUAA
Molecule: messenger RNA, 372 nt
Organism: Ilex paraguariensis (yerba mate)
Lineage: Eukaryota; Viridiplantae; Streptophyta; Magnoliopsida; Aquifoliales; Aquifoliaceae
Source: the annotation of a GenBank genome assembly